Oryza sativa Japonica Group (Japanese rice) is the source of this 1648-nucleotide messenger RNA. The record is from RefSeq and is a predicted model, not a curated record. Lineage: Eukaryota; Viridiplantae; Streptophyta; Magnoliopsida; Poales; Poaceae.
AGCAUCGUCGUCCGCACCAAACCAAGCAAACUCCAUCUCAUCGUCGCUCCGGUCCCCACCCUACUCCACCAACUCCCGCCGCCGCCGCCGCCGGCGGUCGUGCGCUCCGGGCCGCAGCCAUGCACGGCCGCCGCCACCUCGCCGCCUCCCUGGCCCGCGCCCUGACCUACGCCCCCUCCCGCUCCAUCUCCUCCACCCCGUCGCUCCUCCAAACCCUCGACCCGUCCACGCCCUCCCCCGCGGCCGCCCCGCCCACCGCGGGGCGGCUCGCGGAGCUCCGGCAGCGGCUGCAGGCGGACGCGCCGUCGCUGGGGGACUUCACGUACUCGGUGGAGGUGGGGACGCGGAAGAAGCCGCUGCCCAAGCCCAAGUGGAUGAAGGAGACGAUACCAGGCGGCGCCAAGUACGCGGGGAUCAAGGCCAAGCUGCGGGAGCUGAAGCUGCACACCGUCUGCGAGGAGGCGCGCUGCCCCAACCUCGGCGAGUGCUGGUCCGGCGGCGAGACCGGCACCGCCACCGCCACCAUCAUGAUCCUCGGGGACACCUGCACGCGCGGCUGCAGGUUUUGUAAUGUCAAGACCUCGCGAACUCCUCCGCCACCAGAUCCUGAUGAACCUUCUAAUGUUGCUCAAGCUAUUGCCUCGUGGGGCCUGGAGUAUAUUGUCAUCACAAGUGUUGACCGCGAUGAUUUACCUGAUCAAGGGAGUGGUCACUUUGCUGAAACAGUUCAAAAGCUAAAGGUGUUGAAGCCAGAAAUGCUUAUUGAAGCACUUGUUCCUGAUUUCCGUGGAGACCCAGCAUGUGUAGAGAAGGUUGCUACUUCUGGGUUGCAUGUUUUCGCCCACAACAUUGAAACAGUUGAAGAGCUGCAAAGAAAUGUGAGAGAUCAUCGUGCGAACUUCAAGCAAUCAAUAGAUGUCCUGAAAUUGGCAAAAGAGUAUGCUCCAGCUGGUACCCUCACAAAGACAUCAAUCAUGCUGGGUUGUGGAGAAACGCCUGAUCAGGUUAUCAGCACGACGGAAAAGGUUAGGGCUGCUGGUGUUGAUGUAAUGACAUUUGGUCAGUACAUGAGACCAUCUAAACGUCAUAUGCCUGUUUCCGAGUAUGUUACUCCCGAAGCCUUUGAGAGGUAUCGAUCCCUUGGUGUUGACAUGGGCUUCCGUUAUGUGGCUUCGGGCCCAAUGGUUCGAUCUUCCUACAAAGCUGGUGAGUUCUACAUAAAAGCCAUGAUUGAAGCUGACAGAGCAAAAGCUACGACUGCAAUAUAGUUGAUCCUCUUUCCUUGACAUUGUUACACUGCAAAUAAAGUCGCAGGAUUCUAAAAGUUCUUAUUGGAAAAACAUGUUCAUUUUUGUCAUAAUUGCAAUCGUGCUCCUUUCAACUUCUCACUGCCCCUUGUACCAUUUCAACAUCUCCAAGCUAUGUUUGAAAUUGUUGCUCUCUUUUGUUUUAUAAUGUAAAAAUCACGAGUCCCUGUGGUCCAGUUGUCAAUCAUUCAUUCAUUGCUGUAAACUUCAACAGUAGCAGGAAGUCAAGUCAAACUACCCACUGAAAAUGUAGGAUAUUGUCCCUCAUGUUACUAUGCUGUACUUUUGUAUAUAUGAUGGCACAAUGUGAAGAUGGUAAACUUGCCUGCUGUUCCAUUGAA